AUGUCCAACAGCCCCGGAUCCGUCAGCUUCCGCUACGGAGCGGAAGCCGACUUUUUCGCAAAGUUGGCCGAAAACUUCAAGGCAACUCUCAAUACCAAAGAUGCCGAGGACUUUGAAAACGGUGGGCUAGAUCUCGUUCGCCGAGAAAUCAAUCUCCUGCAGAACCAGCAACAGGUGACGAAAAAUCUACAGAACAUGACAAGGGUGCAGAGAUUUCUCGAUAGGAUGAAUGACCUGCAAACUGUACUAGAAACACUGGGGUUCCCAGCCGUGGACAGUGUUAUGGCAUGCAUUUGGGGCCCUAUGAGGUUCUUCCUUAAGGUAGCCCACGUGCUCGACCGGGCCUUCGACAAUGUCCUUGAUGUCUAUCACCGCUUUGGUCUCUGUAUUCUGCCCUACAACGAUUACGUGACCUUUUUUGGGGUAUCGCAAAACAGCAUCAGGUGCCUGAUACACACAUACGAUGACGUCCUUGAGUUCCAUUCAGCAGCUUACAGCGUCUUCUCUCUUCGAGUUGGUCGUACGCUGCCCGCCAAACCACUCCCUAGUGCUGCAUUGCAAAUCUAA
This is a messenger RNA of Colletotrichum destructivum, 567 nucleotides long. RefSeq lists its product as uncharacterized. The transcript is spliced from 2 exons. The coding region runs from base 1 to 567 and encodes 188 amino acids. Lineage: Eukaryota; Fungi; Ascomycota; Sordariomycetes; Glomerellales; Glomerellaceae. The record is from RefSeq and is a predicted model, not a curated record.